This is a messenger RNA of Lodderomyces oxycetoniae, 2499 nucleotides long. RefSeq names its product 27S pre-rRNA (guanosine2922-2'-O)-methyltransferase (gene SPB1). Bases 1 to 2499 code for a protein of 832 amino acids. NCBI's taxonomy places the organism in Eukaryota, Fungi, Ascomycota, Pichiomycetes, Serinales, Debaryomycetaceae. Gene Ontology annotation, biological process: maturation of 5.8S rRNA from tricistronic rRNA transcript (SSU-rRNA, 5.8S rRNA, LSU-rRNA); rRNA methylation; maturation of LSU-rRNA from tricistronic rRNA transcript (SSU-rRNA, 5.8S rRNA, LSU-rRNA). The transcript has a single exon. The record is from RefSeq and is a predicted model, not a curated record. Gene Ontology annotation, molecular function: rRNA (uridine-2'-O-ribose)-methyltransferase activity; rRNA (guanine) methyltransferase activity. Gene Ontology annotation, cellular component: preribosome, large subunit precursor; nucleus; nucleolus.
AUGGGUAAGACUCAGAAGAAAAACAGUAAAGGGCGUUUAGAUCGUUACUAUUACUUGGCCAAGGAGAAAGGGUAUCGGGCGCGUUCUUCUUUUAAAAUUAUUCAAAUAAAUGAAAAAUUCGGACACUUUUUAGAGAAAUCCAAGGUGGUGAUUGAUUUAUGUGCUGCGCCUGGAUCGUGGUGUCAAGUUGCUUCGCAGCUUUGUCCCGUCAAUUCGUUGAUUAUUGGAGUCGAUAUAGUACCCAUCAAGCCGUUACCGAACUGUAUAACUUUUCAAAGUGACAUUACCACUGAAGAUUGUCGAAGUAAGUUGAGAGGACAUAUGAAAACAUGGAAGGCUGAUACUGUGCUACAUGACGGUGCUCCAAAUGUUGGUUUAGGGUGGGUUCAAGAUGCAUUUACGCAGUCACACUUAACUUUGCAAGCUUUGAAGUUAGCAGUCGAGAAUUUAACAGUUGGAGGUACCUUUGUCACAAAAGUAUUUCGCUCAAGAGACUAUAACAAUUUGAUGUGGGUAUUUCAGCAACUAUUUGAUAAAGUUGAAGCAACCAAACCGCCAAGUUCCAGAAAUGUUUCUGCGGAGAUUUUUGUUGUUUGUAAGGGGUUCAAAGCACCAAAGAAAUUGGAUCCUAGACUCUUGGAUCCUCGUGAAGUAUUUGAAGAGUUGAAUAAUGAUAAGAAUAGUGUUAAUAACGAGGAAAAAAUAUUCAAUCCGGAAAAGAAAAGAAGACAGAGACAAGGUUAUGAGGAAGGGGACUAUACAUUGUUUCACACCAUGCCAAUAAUGCAAUUUAUCAAAGAAGAGGAUCCAAUAAACCAACUCGGAGAUUUGAACAAAUUUGAAAUAGACGAAGAUGAACAUGACUGGAAGGUGAUUAAAAAACUAAAAUUGUACAAUACUGAAUUAAGGGAAUGUUUUAAGGAUUUGAAAGUUCUUGGGAGAAAAGAGUUUAAGGCUAUAUUGAGAUUUCGAAAACAAGCAAGAGAUAUACUAGGCAUAGAUAAAAACGAAGAGGAAGACAAACCUGAAAUUGAAGUUGAAGAGUUGAAUGAGGAACAAAAAAUUGAUAAAGAGUUGAAUCAAAUGAUGGAGAGGCAAAAACAAAAGGCCAAGAGAGCUAAAAAGACUGCAAAUGAGUUGAAACAAAAGGAAAUUGUACGUAAUCAAAUGCAAAUGGUUACAGAUAUGAAUAUUGGUAUUGACGCAGCACAAGUUGGUGCAGACUCUUUAUUCAAUUUAAAAACUGCAGAAAAAUCAGGUCAAUUGAAUAAACUUGCCAGGGGUAAGAAAGCAAUGGUUUUCUCCGAGGAGGAUACAGCCAAGGACGUUGAAAUUCAUAUUGACGAGAAGGAGAUGACCGAUGCAGCAGCUGCUGCCAAUAGUGAGGAUGAGGUAGAUGAAUUGGAGGCUCAAUUGGAUGAUAUGUAUGAGCAGUAUCAGAAUAGAAGAGUAGAAAGAGAUGCCAAAUAUAGGGCCAAGUUAGCUAGAGGAGAUGAUGAUCAAGAAGCAUGGGAAGGGAUAGAUGAGGAAGAAGAUGGGCAAAAGAACAACGAAUUGGGGGACGAUUAUCAAAUGGAACUGGAACUGGACUCGGAUGGUGAUGAGCAUAUCAAUUUGAUUGCCCAGGGUAGGCAGCAAAAUGGAGGUUUAACUAGAACGGCGAAAUCCUUUUUUGCUUCAGAUGCAAUUUUCAACGAGCUUAAAGAUGAUGAGUUGAUUGAAGAAUCGAAACCAAAACUGGUUAAGGAGUUAUCAACCAAUGGAAAAGCGAAAACAGAAGCACAGUCAUUUUCACCACCAUCACCAAUUUCAUCCGAAGAAGAUUCCGACUCUGAUUUUGAAAUUGUUCCUAACAAAGUAGAUUCAGAUGAAGAAAUUUUCAGCGAUGAUGAUGACGACGACGAACCUAAUACGGUGCAAACCCAUCAGAAUAAAGUAGAUAUCACCACAGCUGAGGCAAUGACACUAGCGCAUCAAAUUGCUUUGGGCCAAAGAAAUAAAAAAGAUCUCAUAGAAGAAGGUAUAAAUCGAUACUCCUUCAGAGAUAGAGACAAUCUCCCGGAAUGGUUUGUUGAUGACGAAAAGAAACACUCGAAACUAAUAAGACCAAUUACAAAGGAAGCAAGUUUGGCGAUAAAAGAGAAACAAAAGCAAUUAAACGCACGUCCAAUUAAGAAAGUACUUGAAGCGAAAGGACGAAAAAAGAUGAGGGCAUUACGUCGAUUAGAAAAAUUGAAGAAGAAAUCGGAUUUAAUCAAUGAAGAUAGUUCGAAAUCUGAAUACGAUAAAGCUGCAGAAAUUUCGAAAUUGAUGCAAAAGGCAAAGAAUGCCGGUAAGGAUAAGCAACGGAAGAAGCUAACUGUUGUUGUUGCUAGAGGGUCGAAUAAAGGAUUGAGUGGAAGACCUAAAGGUAUCAAAGGUAAGUAUAAGAUGGUUGAUGGUACUUUAAAGAAUGAACAGAGAGCGUUGAAAAGGAUUGCAAAGAAGAGAAAGAAGUAG